AUGGAGAAGGGAGAAGAGAGACCGCGGAAGGUGGAAGAGAGGAGGGGAGAGAGGGGAGAUGAGAGACCGCGGAAGGUGGAAGAGAGGAGGGGAGAGGGCGGAAGGAGAAGAGAGGAGGGAAGAGGGGAGAUGAGAGACCGCGGAAGGUGGAAGAGAGGAGAGGAGAGAGGGCGGAAGGGUGGAAGAGAGGGAAGUAAGGGGAGAGGGCGGAAGGGGAAGAGAGGAGAUAGAGAGGGGAGAAGAGAGACCGCGGAAGGUGGAAGAGAGGAGGGGAGAGAGGAGAGAGGGCGGAAGGGGGAGAGAGGAGAUAGAGAGGGGAGAAGAGAGACCGCGGAAGGUGGAAGAGAGGAGGGGAGAGGGCGGAAGGGGAAGAGAGGAGAUAUAGAGAGGGGAGAUGAGAGACCGCGGAAGGUGGAAGAGAGGAGGGGAGAGAGGGGAGAGGGCGGAAGGGGAAGAGAGGAGAUAGAGAGGGGAGAAGAGAGACCGCGGAAGGUGGAAGAGAGGAGGGAAGAGAGGGGAGAGGGCGGAAUGGGAAGAGAGGAGAUAGAGAGGGGAGAAGAGAGACCGCGGAAGGUGGAAGAGAGGAGGGGAGAGAGGAGAGAGGGCGGAAGGGGGAGAGAGAAGAUAGAGAGGGGAGAUGAGAGACCGCGGAAGGUAGAAGAGAGGAGGGGAGAUGGCGGAGGGGGAAGAGAGGAGAUAGAGAGGGGAGAUGAGAGACCGUGGAAAGUGGAAGAGAGGAGGGGAGAGAGGGGAGAUGAGAGACCGUGGAAGGUGGAAGAGAGGAGGGGAGAGAGGGGAGAUGAGAGACCGUGGAAGGUGGAAGAGAGGAGGGGAGAGAGGAGAGAGGGCGGAAAGGGAAGAGAGGAGGGAGAGGGGAAGGAGGGAUAG
Messenger RNA from Haliotis rufescens (red abalone), 888 nucleotides. Its product is annotated as octapeptide-repeat protein T2-like. The transcript has 2 exons. Lineage: Eukaryota; Metazoa; Mollusca; Gastropoda; Lepetellida; Haliotidae. Bases 1 to 888 code for a protein of 295 amino acids. The record is from RefSeq and is a predicted model, not a curated record.